Molecule: messenger RNA, 854 nt
Organism: Carlito syrichta (Philippine tarsier)
Lineage: Eukaryota; Metazoa; Chordata; Mammalia; Primates; Tarsiidae
Gene: NSUN3
Product: NOP2/Sun RNA methyltransferase family member 3
Exons: 5
Biological process (GO): rRNA methylation
Cellular component (GO): mitochondrial large ribosomal subunit
Molecular function (GO): methyltransferase activity
Source: RefSeq, a predicted model, not a curated record
AUGCGGAGUGAAAGCGGAUGCCGCCGGACCCGGAAGUCAGGCUCUUGUUUCAGUCUUCCCGCGACUCUCUGGUGCGGGUUCUUGUAUCUCUUGUGUGUGGAAGCUCCCAGCGGGAAAAUGCCGACCCGGCUGAAAGCAAAGUCAGAGGGGAAGCUUGCAAAACAGAUUUGCAAAGUUGUGUUGGAUCAUUUUGAAAAACAGUAUUCCAAAGAACUUGGAGAUGCCUGGAGUACAGUCAGAGAAAUGCUAACAUCUCCAUCAUGCUGGCAAUAUGCUGUCCUGCUUAACCGAUUCAGUUACUCCUCCGACCUGGAAGAGGAUUUGCACACGAAGGGCUAUCGCACCCUCUUCCAAGGAUCUUACUCUCCCACGCCCAUGAAGUGUUACCGUAGCAGAACUCCGGGCCGAAUGCCUGCACAGAGACACCAGAGUGGAAGUCUGAAAAAAUACUAUCUCCUCAAUGCUGCUUCUCUUCUCCCAGUCCUGGCUCUGGAAGUAAAGGAUGGGGAGAAGGUUCUGGACCUGUGUGCUGCUCCUGGAGGCAAAUCGGUGGCUCUGCUGCAGUGUGCUCUUCCAGGUUAUCUUCAUUGUAAUGAAUACGAUGGUCUGAGAUUGAGGUGGCUGAGGCAGACACUAGAAUCUUUCAUCCCACAGCCUUUGAUAAAUGUAAUUAAAGUGUCUGAAUUGGAUGGCAGAGAAAUGGGAGAUGCCCAGCCUGAAACAUUUGACAAGGUAUUGGUGGAUGCUCCCUGUUCAAAUGAUCGAAGUUGGUUGUUCUCUUCUGAUUCUCAGAAGGCGGCCUGGAGGAUAAGUCAGAGGAAAAAUUUGCCUGUUCUGCAGGUAGAACUCUUAAG